AUGGCCUAUCCUCUCUCUACAAACUCUCGUUGGAUAAUCAACGAAAAAGGACAAAGAACGAAGCUAGCGUGUGCCAAUUGGCCUGCGCAUUUGCAGCCUGUGGUGGCGGAAGGACUGAGUAAGCAGCCGGUUGAUGCCGUGGCCGAAAAAAUAAUUGCAAUGGGUUUCAAUUGUGUUAGGUUAACUUGGCCACUUGAUUUGGCUACAAAUGAGACAUUGGCUACUAAUGUUACUGUGAGGGAUUCUCUUCGAAGUCUUGGUCUGAACACUGACAUUUCUGGUUUCCAAACUAAGAACCCUUCCAUGAUUGAUCUUCCACUUAUUGAAGCUUACAAGAGGGUGGUGACGACGUUGGGAAAGUACAACGUGAUGGUGAUAUUAGACAACCACUUGACCAAACCAGGGUGGUGCUGCGGCUACGACGACGGCAACGGUUUCUUUGGAGAUACAUUCUUUGACCCUGCCACAUGGAUCGCCGGUCUGACCAAAAUAGCCACAACCUUCAAAAAUGUAUCCAAUGUCGUUGGUAUGAGCCUCAGAAACGAACUUAGAGGACCUAAACAAAAUAUCGACGUUUGGUUCAAGUACAUGCAACAAGGAGCCGAAGCAGUUCACGGAGCAAACCCUAACGUACUUGUAAUCCUUUCUGGCUUCAGCUACGACACAGACCUCUCUUUCGUCCGAACACGACCCGUAAACCUAACUUUCUCGGGUAAACUCGUCUUUGAGCUCCAUCGAUACGCUUUCACCAACACUGAAACAUGGAGUUCUAAAAACCCUAACGACGCAUGCGGCGAGAUUCUAAAAAUCAUCGACGAUGGAGGCGGUUUCAUCCUCCGGGACUUUCCGGUGUUUUUUAGUGAGUUUGGACUCGAUUUGAGAGGCGGGGACGUUAACGCUAAUCGAUAUAUCGGAUGUAUAUUAGGUUGGGCGGCGGAACAUGACGUUGAUUGGUCGAUAUGGGCACUUUCAGGAAGUUAUUACAUCAGAGAGGGUGUGGUCGGAAUGACCGAGUAUUACGGUGUCUUGGAUUCGGAUGGGAUAAGUGUUCGAAACAACAGUUUCAUGCAAAGAUUGUCUCUCAUUCAAUCCCCUCUUCAAGGACUGGAUCCUCAACCCGAAGCCAACAAUCUUAUUUUCCACCCGUUAACCGGUCUUUGCAUGCUACAAUCUUUCUCAGAGCCAACCAAGGUCAAUCUCGGUCUAUGUAAUGAAUCACAACCAUGGGACUACACUAGUGACAACACUCUGAAACUUAAAAACAUGCCUCUUUGCUUGGAGAACACCGGACCGAAUGCACCGGUUAAGCUCAGUAAGACUAGUUGCUCCAGCCCUAAUUUGUCGAAAUGGCAAACCAUCUCAGCCUCUAAUAUGCUCUUAGCUGCCAAGUCAACCAAUAACUUGCUUUGUCUUGACGUCGAUGGAGACAAUAACCUCGUGGCUACCAACUGCAAGUGUGUGAACGGCGAAGACAGCUCGUGUGAUCCGAUGAGCCAGUGGUUUAAGAUCGUUAAAGUCAAUAAAUAA
Molecule: messenger RNA, 1527 nt
Organism: Eruca vesicaria subsp. sativa (arugula)
Lineage: Eukaryota; Viridiplantae; Streptophyta; Magnoliopsida; Brassicales; Brassicaceae
Source: the annotation of a GenBank genome assembly